This is a messenger RNA of Lucilia cuprina (Australian sheep blowfly), 613 nucleotides long. RefSeq lists its product as uncharacterized. The transcript has 2 exons. Lineage: Eukaryota; Metazoa; Arthropoda; Insecta; Diptera; Calliphoridae. The record is from RefSeq and is a predicted model, not a curated record. Bases 146 to 487 code for a protein of 113 amino acids.
UUUUUCAAAUAAAAACAAUGACAGCUGAGAAGCCAAUAAUUUUUUGUUAAAAUAAUACAUAGGACAACUUAAUAAAUAAAUAAACAUUAAAACACAAGUAUUUGAUUAUAAAAUUUAAUUCGUCCAGAAAAAGGAAGCUAUAAAAAUGUCUGGAUUAAUUGAUAAAAGAAAACGCAGUCGUGAAGAUGAUGUAUUGUGUGAAUCAACACCAUUGUCUAAGCGUAUUAAUAAUUUACACUUAUCUAAUUUUGAAGAGGCUCAAUAUAAUCAACAACUACAAAACACCAAUGCUCAUCACAACAACAAUCAUUUGCAACACUUAACCAAAGAUAUGAUGACGGCAGAAUCUUCUGCUCUAAAACCUAUGACUGCCGAUAAAAAUAUGUAUGAACCAGAAUUAGAUGAAUCUCAGAAUCCGUUUUAUUAUGUAAAAAAUAAACUCUUACACGAUUUACAUUUGGAACGCAUGAAAAGAUGUUCAGUGUAAAAAUGUAAACAAAGCAGCUAUUGAAUAUUAUUUUGCACUAUGGUAUUUUUUUUGUAAUCCUAAUGAGUGUAGUCGAUUAAUAAAUGAUGUUUUUGAAGGAGUUUAUAUAUAAGAUGUUAUGAAUAA